Molecule: messenger RNA, 2457 nt
Organism: Saccostrea echinata
Lineage: Eukaryota; Metazoa; Mollusca; Bivalvia; Ostreida; Ostreidae
Exons: 8
Coding region: 109-1830 (573 amino acids)
Source: RefSeq, a predicted model, not a curated record
AAGUGCAUCGCUAGACGCAGCACAGAGUAGUGGUAAAUUCCUGAAUACAUUUACUUGCCUAUGACUGAAGGAGGAACACACUUAAAACACAUAUGUAAUUUAUGAACGAUGUCACCACGAGUGGUCACUUUCAUCCUACUUAUUAACGGUAUAUAUUCAGCCCCUCUUAAAUGCCCAGCCAAUGAAGCAGAAUGGGUUGAAAGAUCCAAAAUAUUCUCCUGUCAGGGAGAAGAUGUUUACCAUUGCUUCCUUAUGGAGGACGAAUUAUCAAGAAAAGAAAAAUGCAUAGAAAAGACUACGCUAGUGGCAGGAUUCUGUCCAGCAUUCACAAACACAGGAUACAUAUUCUGGAAAGCUUGCAAUAUCACAGGCUGUCCAAAUAGUACCUACCACAGUGAUCAGGUCUACAAAUAUCCUGUAUGCUAUGGUUCUAUUGAUGAUACAAGCAAUAUACAAUCAAGACUGGGGGAAAACAAAAGUAGUCUAAAGCUUGGACUGGGACUUGCUCUGGGAAUUGGACUAUCGGCACUCAUAUUCAUCAUCGUAAUAAUCGUCAUCGCCAAAUGGAGGCGUACAUGCAGUAACGUAGAAGAGAAUAAUGAGCUGAUUAAUUAUACUGCAGAUAUUGAAGAAGAUGAAGAAACAAAUGAAUUUGUUGCCGGUGGAGUUAAUGUCCUAACCUCAAAAAAUCUGCUCUGCCUUUUCGGAAAACUUGGUAACUCCUUAUCUACAACUGGAAAAGAUAUUGUAAAAGCAUUUGCGCAGACACACAACAUUGAUCCCUAUUAUUACAAUUACCUGGAUAUUCCUAAUGAUUUUCCUCCAGAGACUGUAAAUUUUAUAGAUGGUUGGUGUGGAUUGUGGAAUACCAAUCCUAGCGAGAUGCAGAUUACAAUAAAGAACCUUGAACAAAUAAUUUCUUGCUGCGAAACUGUUCCUUUCAAUAUCAAAUUUGUUCUAGGAAUUCGAACUGAGAUAAAGGAAGAUCUUGAGAAUCACAAAAUUAAUUUUAAUGAUAAUGAAACAUUAUUACUUGAUACCUUCUCAAAAUUUAGACAGAGAAAGGUUGCCCAGAAACUUGAAUCGAUAAAGGCCAAUUGUUGUAAUAAUACAUGUAAAUGUAAGUCUCUAGCACUUAGAAAUAUUGAAAAUAUAUCCUGCAAGCAUACAGGGAUUCCUUUGAUUGUUAAUUUGAUGGAUAUUGACCACAGCAUGAUAGAACAAUUCCUAAUCAAGGACACAAGCCCCUUAAAAGCAAUGAAAAAACACAUUCAUGAUAUAAAAUCCAACGAUACAGAGCUCUUCCAAUGUCUUCUAUACCUUGUAAAUAACGGAUAUUACGACCAACACGAUUUCAAAGAAGAAGUUGCUCGUGAGUUUAAUGUAGCGCAAACUUGUUUUGAAAACAACAAAAAGGUACAGAAAUACACUAAAUCUAUUAAAAAAUCUGAACUUACUCCAAUGUGGGCGGCAAACAUAAGUAACGGCAAUGUUGCAAAAAAUGUUGAAGGCGCUUCUUGCCAAACAGUCCGUGUAUUUUGGCAUAAUUUUCUGUAUAUAUGCGCAUUUCAUGUGUGCUUUGAUGCACACCCUGAAAAAAUGAUACGAUUUUGCAAUAUGGAUGCAUUACUUCAGCUGCUUCGGCCUACGACAUCGAAACAAGAACCAUUCACUGUAGCAGUAAACACGGCAUUGAUCAAAAUUUUCUGUGAAAGAAUUCAAGGUACCCCAUUAGAGGAAAAAUUGUCUGAACAUCCGUUGAUGAUGUCCCCGAAAUGGAAAAGGACUAGGGAAAAAAGAAGUGCUAUUAGAAAAACAGCUAUUUUUUAAUUGAAUUAUGACUAUUAUACCCCCGCUCCGAAGGAGAGGGGGUCUAUUGUUUUACCAUUGUGUGUCUGUCUGUCUGUCUGUCCGUCCGUCCGUCUGUCUAGCUGUCUAUGUGUCUGUCCGUAACAAAUUUUGGUCGCAGUUUUCUCAGCAAUUACUCAUCGCAGAUGCUUGAAAUUUGGGCACACUCUUUGUUUAGGCAUGUCAUACGGUGGGAUUCAUUUUUGUACGAAGCCGAUGUCAACUUCCUGUUUAUCCGUGCAUCUGCCAGUACCAUACAUAACAAAUUUUGGUCGCAGUUUUCUCGGCAACUACUCAUCACAGAUGCUUGAAAUUUUAGCACACCCUUUGUUUAAGGAUGCCAUAUGUUGGGAUUCAAUUUUGUAAUGAUCCAAUGUCCACUUCCUGAUUAUCACUGUGUCUGUCUAUAACUGAACUUGUAUAUUCACAUCAGAGCUGGGGUACAUGUAUUAUUAGUGAGCAUUGGCUCACAGACGUCUUGUUAUUAUAUAUUGUAAUUGAGGUCAUCAAUUGUUUUGUUACCAUCUUUCGACGGACUGGCUAAAACUGGUCAGACAAAAAAAAAUAUACUUCCAUAAUGUAUUCCGGAAAAUAAAUUUUGAAAAUGGA